GAGCGUUGAGACUUUUAACACACAUAUAGAUAUCUAUUUUAAUACAGAAGGAGCUGCCCUUGUCGAUUGUGAAAAACAAGUUUUCAACGCGGUUCAAUAACGGCUCUGUGUAAGACUUCUCUGUAGCUGGCAGGAAUAUUGAUGAAAAGGGAUUUUGUGUGUUUGCCAUUCACUUUAAAGGUCAACCAGAUAUCAUUGGAUUUUUGAAUAAACACAAAAGCGAUAGCUGGUCGGUACAGACACAUUGUGGACAUUUGACUGUAAUAUGGAUACAGCGAUACGGGCCUAGGGACGGAUAAGGAACCUACUUGUAUAUUUAUAUAGCAAUUCGUGUGGCUGGGAAAUUCAAUAUGGUUUAUCAGGUGUUGAGUAGUGCCGGAGAGGACUGUGGUGGAGUGGAAGAGCUCCAACUCCUGAGUCCAAGACGAAGGGCCAAUCAGUUGAUGGAACGACUGUCCGGCGACAAUAUGAGACCGCCGCAGCAAUCUCUGUCACCGAGAUUAGACCACCAGGCUCACAGCCGGAAGGUAGCGCUACGACGACCUGACCCUGGCACGGAGGAGUUCAUGAGAUUCAUACGCGAGUAUCAAUACGAAAGACAGCCUACAAACAUUCGCCUGCAGAAAAGAGCGCCCCUACCGGGCAUUGGUGAAAGCACAAGAGUCGGGAUGAGCUCGACCUUUGAACGAACAAAUGUCAAUUCACCAUAUGAUGACACUUUAGUGGACAAUGAAGUAUCAUUUUUGAACAAUAAGCCUGACCCUCGACAGGACCCGAUGUUACAGGAAGUGCUUACGUUAGCAAGGGAGAGAACUAAGGAUCAUAUCAUUCUCAGCUCGUGGAACGGUCAUAUGCAAAAUGGCAAUCUUGGUUCUGAUAGUAAUAGAAAUGUUGUACCUCGGCAGUCAAAUGAAUUCGGUAGCAAACCAAAUAAAGCACCAAAGACAUUAAAUGGAAUCAGGCCAAACAUGAAAAAACUUUCAAAGCAGUUACCUCCAAUUUCGCGUGAGGAUAUCCCAGAGCGACCAUCAGCCCCGUCACCGUCUCUUACUCCGCCAUAUCCAAAUAGUUCAGAUGACAGUUUUGUUGCCGAGGAACCCAUAGACUACAUCGACCUGUGAAAAUGUGUUCCAAGUGUUUUGUCUCUACGUUCACGUGAUCAUAGUAAUAUGAAUACUGCCAAAUGAAAUUUUAUCAGACAGUUAUUUGAUGAAUUUCAUAUUAAGUAAAUACAGUGUCCGGAACAUACUCGACAUUUAGUCAUGUGAAAGGCAAAUUGUGUUUACAAAUAUAGCUUUAAAAAGAUGCACGUGAACUUCAUGUGCGUGUGAAAUGGAAAAAAAACUUGCACAGGACAUUCGGUGAAGAGACUAUGCCUCGUUAAAAUCGGGGUGACAAUUACUAGACUGUUGAGCUCCAUGAUUCAUUAAGUCAUUCAUACAUUUCAAUCGCAAAACCUGUUAAAACGAACAUUGAAAUACUACCCAAUAAAGAGGGUGUUUUAUACAUUUUGUUUAUAAGUAUUUUAACCAGAAGCUGGCAAAAUUGUACGCAGGUGUUAAAAUUAUUCAAUAUAUGUGCAUCGACUUAGUGUCGGGUUAUACUGCCGACAUAAUAGCCGGUAAUUAAGACACUGCUUUGAUUCCAUUCCAAAUCCAGUAAUAGCGAUAAGCCUGUGCAUAUCAUUUAAUGAUUUUGUCAAUGUUAUUAGCUGCCAGGUAAUUAAGUGCCAUAUCAAUGUCUGCGAUAGGUUUCAAGUGUAUCUAAUGUUACCCUUCCCCUCUUUCGCUGUUCAUACCAAAAAUAUCCUGUUCUGCGUCCCUUAACCCCCACCCCCAACCCCCACCCCAACCUCACUCCCUCCCACCUACCCCACCCCAGAACCUAUAUAGCGAGACAAAGCCUAAUCAUGAUGAAGUAGAAAGGCUUGAUGCAUAUUUUCCUGUUUGCUUGUUUGAUAUUUGUGGUCAUGUGAUUGUUCUCGCGAGAGUGAGAAUAUGAUGAGAGUUGCGAGAAUAGUGUUUGAUUGGUCACAUGUCCAUGUCAUUAAUGAUAAUUGUUAGGUACGUAUUCCUUUACAACUCGGUACAUGCCUUCUAAAGUAACUGUGUAAUGAUUACACAACUUUACGCAGUUCCCGUUCUUAACGUAAAGAUAUUUUCAUACAUUAUUAUCAAAAAUAUCCCUGAACCUUACAAUUUCGCAGAAAUUAAAAUGUAUGGAUUUAAAAUCAAAAUUAAACGUCGCCAGACAAAGGGCAUUUAAAUUAUCUUCGUUGAAAUGUUCGUACAUGUCUGUUCGUGAGUUGUGAUAUAUGACACGGGUUUUUAUAACCAAAGACCCAAAGAAAUUAGUGUGUUCAAAUUCAGAUGUAAAUUUCUUCGUUAAAACUGUUAAGUCCUACUUUAGACGUUAAAGCGCUUUUAAAUCUGUUGUCAAUAUAGCCGUAAAUACUGGUCCGUCCGUAUACAAAGUAUGUCGUUAAUGUGAAAAUGUGUUUCAUAAAUCAUUGAUAGUGUUGUCAUGAUGUUAUAAUACUACAAUAAAACUUCUUUAUACUGCCAACAGUUUUUGAACGAUAAAAACAGAUUUAGCAAUAUAUCGAAAUACACUUUUUUUAAUUGGAUCUUGAUUGGCUUUGGCGGUAUGUGAAAGGGUUUAUCAAACGAGUGGCAGUAUAAAGAGGUAGCGAUGUAGUUUGUAUCCUUAUCUUGCCAUCAUUUAUGUUACGACAGUUAAGACUGAAUUUUCUCAGGGAAGUUUGAAAGUUCUUCACAUUUGUAUCAUUCUAUCAUUUCCUACAGACUUCAAUAAUAAAGAAAUAUUUAUCUAGAAA
Molecule: messenger RNA, 2836 nt
Organism: Pecten maximus
Lineage: Eukaryota; Metazoa; Mollusca; Bivalvia; Pectinida; Pectinidae
Exons: 2
Coding region: 351-1121 (256 amino acids)
Source: RefSeq, a predicted model, not a curated record